UCUCUCGACCACGUGGAGCACACAAGCCGUGGCAAAUUGACUCUAGGGUUUAUAGAUCGACCGCUCGGAUCGUUCUAGGGCCGCGCAUUCUAUGCUCGCAGCUGCUUGGAAUCUCUGUCUGGCAGCUCCAAUCGUCCGGAAAGAUUCAGGCCUUUCGCCUCCCCGGCUGAGCUGCUUCCAUCGCGUCCGAUCCGUGCACUUCCGCGCCUCGAUCGCUUUGCGGCAGCGACAGGAGAUCGCAAUGGUGUCGGGGCAUCCAUUCGAGAGUAUUCUCACUUCCUUGUCCAAGGACGACGGUGGGGAGUAUGGGAAAUAUUACAGCCUUCCAGACUUGCAUGAUCCACGAAUUGAGAAGCUGCCUUACUCGAUCAAGAUUUUGCUGGAAUCGGCCAUUCGAAACUGUGACAACUUCCAGGUUACAAAGGACGAUGUAGAGAAAAUUGCCGACUGGGUUAACACUGCUCCAAAGCUAGUGGAAAUUCCUUUCAAGCCUGCUCGAGUUAUCCUCCAGGAUUUCACUGGUGUACCAGCUCUGGUGGAUCUAGCUGCAAUGCGGGAUGCUAUGAAGAGGCUCGGUGGCGAUCCCACAAAAAUCAAUCCUUUGAUACCUGUCGACCUCGUGAUUGAUCACUCCGUACAAGUCGAUGUCGCUCGCUCGGCUAAUGCCGUCGCGAGCAACAUGCAGUUUGAGUUUAAUCGCAACAAGGAAAGGUUUGCGUUUCUGAAGUGGGGAUCGGUUGCCUUCAAAAACAUGCUGGUGGUUCCUCCUGGUUCUGGUAUUGUCCAUCAGGUGAAUCUGGAGUAUCUCGCUCGAGUAGUGUUCAACAGAGAUGGCUUUCUUUAUCCGGAUAGCUUGGUUGGUACUGAUUCGCACACCACCAUGAUAGACGGACUUGGAGUUGCCGGAUGGGGAGUUGGAGGAAUCGAAGCGGAGGCAACAAUGCUUGGACAGCCAAUGAGCAUGGUUCUUCCGGAAGUCGUGGGGUUUAAGCUAGUAGGCAAACUUCAGGCUGGAGUCACUGCAACAGAUCUGGUCCUUACUGUAACGCAAAUGUUGAGGAAACAUGGUGUGGUUGGGAAGUUUGUUGAGUUUUACGGCGAGGGUGUCAGCUGCCUUUCACUAGCUGACCGAGCAACUAUUGCUAACAUGUCGCCGGAAUAUGGUGCUACUAUGGGAUUUUUCCCUGUCGAUCAGAUGACCUUAAAUUAUUUAAGCUUGACAGGCCGUGAUGCAGAGAAGGUGAAAAUGGUCGAAGCUUAUUUGCGUGCAAAUGAUAUGUUUGUGGACUAUUCUCAGAAACAACCUGAGACGGUCUAUUCAGCAUAUCUAGAGCUCGAUUUGGGAAGCGUUGAACCCUGCAUUUCUGGACCUAAACGUCCGCAUGAUCGGGUUUCUCUUAAGGACAUGAAGGCUGAUUGGCAGGCCUGCCUAGACAAUAAAGUUGGCUUCAAAGGCUUUAACAUUCCGAAGGAUCUUCAGCACAAGACCGCUCAAUUUACAUACGAAGGAAAGCCGGCAGAGCUAAGACAUGGGGAUGUCGUCAUUGCCGCGAUUACAAGCUGCACGAAUACAUCCAAUCCCUACGUGAUGCUUGGAGCUGGACUAGUUGCCAAGAAGGCAACGGAACUGGGACUCGAGGUUCGUCCCUGGAUAAAAACAAGUCUUGCUCCUGGUUCAGGCGUUGUUACGAAGUACCUUAUAAAAAGUGGUCUUUUGAAGUACCUUGAUAUGCAAGGAUUUAGUGUUGUGGGAUAUGGGUGCACUACCUGCAUUGGAAACUCUGGCGAGCUACAUGAGGCUGUGGCUACAGCGAUAGCGGAUAAUGAUAUUGUUGCUGCAGCGGUCUUAUCGGGAAAUAGGAAUUUCGAAGGACGGGUGCAUCCCUUAACGCGGGCCAACUAUUUGGCUUCUCCUCCUCUGGUUGUAGCUUAUGCAUUAGCAGGAACGGUAAACAUCGACUUUGAGAAGGAACCCAUCGGUGUUGGCCACUCUGGGAAACAAGUUUUCUUGAGAGACAUUUGGCCAACGUCGGAAGAAGUCGCAAAAGUUGCAGAAGCUUCUGUGUUGCCCGAAAUGUUCAAGUCUACAUACGAAUCCAUCACGAAGGGCAAUACUAUGUGGAAUGACUUGCCUGCUCCUACUGGAGAUCUCUACUCAUGGGAUCCUAAAUCAACGUACAUUCACGAGCCGCCAUUUUUCAAGACCAUGACUCGAGAUCCACCCGGUGUUCAUGGCGUUCACGACGCAGCCGUUUUGCUAAAUCUCGGGGACAGUAUCACUACCGAUCAUAUUUCACCAGCCGGGAGCAUCCACAAAGACAGUCCGGCUGCCAGAUAUUUGACGGAAAGAGGCGUCGAGAGGAAAGACUUCAACUCUUACGGCAGCCGACGUGGAAAUGACGAGGUUAUGGUUCGUGGGACGUUCGCAAACAUCAGAAUUGUGAAUAAGCUGCUCAAAGGUGAAGUGGGACCAAAAACCGUCCAUCUUCCUUCUGGGGAAUGUCACUGGGUUUUCGAUGUGGCGCAGAAAUAUAAAGACGAAGGAAAGGAGAUGGUGGUUCUUGCCGGAGCAGAAUAUGGCAGUGGCAGUUCACGAGAUUGGGCAGCCAAAGGGCCCUUCCUUCAGGGAGUGAAAGCUGUCAUCUCUAAGAGUUUCGAGAGAAUUCACCGGAGCAACCUUGUUGGAAUGAGCAUCAUCCCUCUGUGCUACAAGAAUGGCGAAGACGCAGAAUCGCUUGGUCUUACUGGACAUGAAACCUUCACCAUCGAGCUGCCAUCCACGAUCGAGGAGAUCAAGCCCGGGCAGGACGUGCUUGUGAAGACCAACACGGGGAAGGAGUUUACUUGCACACUUCGCUUUGAUACGGAGGUUGAGAAGACUUACUUUAAUCACGGUGGAAUCUUGCACUAUGUGUUGAGGCAGCUACUUGGCAGUGCUUAGACUAAAGGACUCUUUUGUGAAUUUGGAAUAACGUGCUUUUAUUUCUCAAACAAAUCUAAGUGUAGUAACAUCCUUGCUUU
Messenger RNA from Selaginella moellendorffii, 3021 nucleotides. RefSeq names its product putative aconitate hydratase, cytoplasmic. Gene Ontology annotation, biological process: citrate metabolic process; tricarboxylic acid cycle. Gene Ontology annotation, cellular component: mitochondrion; cytosol. The transcript is spliced from 20 exons. The record is from RefSeq and is a predicted model, not a curated record. Gene Ontology annotation, molecular function: aconitate hydratase activity; 4 iron, 4 sulfur cluster binding. Bases 92 to 2941 code for a protein of 949 amino acids. Lineage: Eukaryota; Viridiplantae; Streptophyta; Lycopodiopsida; Selaginellales; Selaginellaceae.